AUGUACCGUAUGGUAAGAGUAGCAGAUGCAGAUCAACCACUUCAGCGCAUCUUGUGGAGAAAUUCACCGAACGAGUCAGUGAAAAUUUCCCAGUUGACUACAGUCACAUAUGACACCGCUUCCGCACCAUAUCUCGCCACCAAGUGCCUUCAACGUCUUGCAAGUGAUGGUGCAACCUCGCAUAAAGCAGCAGCGAAGGUAAUCGAGAAGGAAUUUUAUGUCGACGACCUGUUGACGGGCACGGACAGCUUGGAAGAAGGAACCGUUCUCGCAUCAGAACUCAUUGAUCUUACGAGUUCGGCAGGGUUUGAUUUGCGCAAGUGGAGUUCCAAUAGCAUCGAACUUCUUUCGUCUAUUCCUCUCCAUCUCCGAGACGAUCGUACCUUACUGGAACUCGAUUCGUCCAGAUCCACAGUCAAAGCGCUAGGGCUGAUAUGGGAGCCUGGCAAAGACUGUUUUAGAUUUGCUGUAUCGCACUGGAGCACUGAGCCAAUCAUCACCAAACGUAUAGUACUGGCCGACACAGCUCGCAUCUUCGACCCUCUCGGUCUAAUCGGUCCAGUCAUCGUACAGGCUAAAAUUUUCCUCCAAGAACUUUGGAAGCUUAAAUCGGAUUGGGACGAUCCGUUACCAAAAGAGCUUCAGAAUUUCUGGGUCGAGUAUCGAUUGAAUCUAUCCGCUCUCGACACACUCUCAGUUCCAAGAUGA
Molecule: messenger RNA, 708 nt
Organism: Topomyia yanbarensis
Lineage: Eukaryota; Metazoa; Arthropoda; Insecta; Diptera; Culicidae
Exons: 1
Coding region: 1-708 (235 amino acids)
Source: RefSeq, a predicted model, not a curated record